GGCGGAGCCCGCGCCCGAGGAACUGGAGGAGGAGAGGUCGGAACCGUCUCCAGGAGCCCUUAGAGACCGAGUCCCGGCAGUGGCGGUGGCGGUGGCGGCGACGGGCCAGCGCACUGGCAGGCGAAUUCACUCUCCUACUGGAAACCUGAAAACAUUGGAUCACACUAAAUCUUACUGAUUUCAGAGAAAAACAGCCAUUGAAGAUGUCCAGCAAAACAGCAAGCACUAACAACAUAGCCCAAGCUAGGAGAACGGUGCAGCAGUUAAGAUUGGAAGCCUCCAUUGAAAGAAUAAAGGUCUCAAAAGCAUCGGCAGACCUCAUGUCCUACUGUGAGGAGCAUGCCAGGAGUGACCCUCUGCUGAUAGGCAUACCAACCUCCGAAAACCCUUUCAAGGAUAAAAAAACCUGCACCAUCUUAUAGUGCCAUAGAGAAACCAGCUCCUUCCUCACCUGUUCUCAACAAAGCAAAUUGCAAGCAGCUCUUCAAAGAGCUGUGCCUUCAGCUUGUCUGGUAACCACUGCUAGUAACUAAAAUGCUCUUUACUUGGAAUAAUGGACUCUGAAGUCUUUAUUUGCCAAGUUGCCCUGUCCUUCAAAUAUCUUUACUGAUUUCAUACAGAAUAACCAUCUUGUUUUCCAUUUGGCAACUAUGGUAUUCUACUAGAUUACUGUAAAAAGUUAGCCUGGGCCUUUUAAAAAAUAUAAUUACAUCCUUUAAAUGUAUCACUGAUUCAGAUUUGUCAGAACUUAAAUUGCCUAAGCAACUGUCAAAUUAAAAGGCCAGGAUUUAUUUCAAUCCUAAAACCCUUGUAUUAUAUUAUGCUCUUAAUAAAGUUUGUGCCAACCUGUACAGUGUACGAGGGGGAGGGGUGUGUUGUGUAUGUGUUGUACAUGUUGCAAAUACACCUGUCAGCACGUGUUUUCCUGUUAAGUCACACUUCUCUAUAAUAUCAGUUAACUCUGUAAGUUAUCAGUUUUUCUUGAGCUGUGUGUAGGUGGAAUAAACAGUUCUUUCCUUAAACUUAUUGUACACCAAGUAAAGACCACCCUAAAGAUAUUGUGUACGUUGUAAUCAAGUAUAACAGUCAACUCUUCUUUCUUGAAAUCUAGCUGGACCUCUUAGGCUGUGAUCAACCAUGCCAAUUAAGCAGUAAAAGCUGAACUGAAGCCCUUUGAUAUGGUAUUAAUUCAAAAAGAGCCUUUUGGCCUUCAGUGAUCCUGAGUCUAGAAAAAGGAGAUGAGUCCCUUGGGGAGGACCCAGGGCAUCUACAUUGUGGGGCUGAUGGUCUCUGGAUUCAGGGGUGACACCUGAAAUUUCUACCCUGGUGGUUGGAAUGAGACAACAGUGAUCUAUGAGCGAAGCCAAGAUGGGAGCAGAAAUGUAUCCAGCCUGCUGCUCUGCUUGGCCCAGCUCUGCAUAUUACCCUCUGUCUUCUCCCUCGCCUGCCUUGUACCUUUCCUCUCCCAUUAAUGUGUCUGUCUUCAGAGACUUCCCUCCCAAGUAGAUCUCUCUUCAGAUAACCUGCAGUUCCAUCCCUGCCUUGUUCACAGACCACCCAAGGAGAAGGUGGGCCUCCAGAACAAUGGGGGUGGGGGGGCUUGCACAUGGAGGGCACUCUUUGGUCCAGAGUUUCCAGUGACUAAAUAUUCAUCUCUCUGAUCAUGAAGGUUGCAUCUUCAAAAGGGCCAUCUUGACCCUGUCAUGACAAAAGAGAGGGUUCUUUUUAAUUUGAGUAUUAAGUGGUAAAAAGAGGUUACAAUUCCCAAAGUCAAGUUAUGGUUACAAUGCAUCCUGAUCAGUGCCACCUUUUCCAUUGUUUUCUCCCAUUUUCCGCCGUCCAUCCCUACCCUCAAGUUUCCUAGUUUAAUUUUUAUAUAAUGUACAUUGAGUAUAAUGACUGGCUUCUUUUUAAAUGUUCAUUUAAGUGCCCAAACCAUACAUUAAGCCUUAAUACUUCUUUUCCAAUUUAUUAAAGUUAAUACUAGUGAAAGAUUAAAAACAUAUUCUUAAAAAAAGAUUCAAUCCCCAGAAGGAGAUAUUACCAACAGUUUCUCUUCCUUAUGUAGUGUGCCCUGAAAAGCAAUUGUUUU
Molecule: messenger RNA, 2092 nt
Organism: Perognathus longimembris pacificus (Pacific pocket mouse)
Lineage: Eukaryota; Metazoa; Chordata; Mammalia; Rodentia; Heteromyidae
Gene: Gng12
Product: G protein subunit gamma 12
Exons: 4
Coding region: 204-422 (72 amino acids)
Biological process (GO): G protein-coupled receptor signaling pathway
Cellular component (GO): heterotrimeric G-protein complex
Molecular function (GO): G-protein beta-subunit binding
Source: RefSeq, a predicted model, not a curated record